GCGACACGAUCGCUCCCCCCGCGCUCUAUCACUGUAUUAUUUAGUUAAUGCCUUAACGGAGCUUUACAAUUCUGUUCAAUACGAUAAACAUGUCGACACUAAGCCAUCACCCGUACGCGUUCUCGAUGCACCCGGGUAUGCUGCCGGAGUACCCGAGCGCGCCGCAGCCGCUGCCGGCUUCCAGCCCGCAGUCCGAGGGCCACAUCAAACGGCCGAUGAACGCAUUCAUGGUGUGGUCUCGUCUGCAGCGCCGCCAGAUCGCCAAGGAUAACCCCAAGAUGCACAACUCGGAGAUAUCAAAACGGCUCGGCGCCGAAUGGAAGUUGCUAACGGAGAUGCAGAAACGCCCCUUCAUAGACGAAGCCAAGCGGCUGCGCGCUCUGCACAUGAAGGAGCACCCCGAUUACAAGUACCGACCGCGCCGCAAGCCCAAACCGCCGACGGCGGGCGGUGCACCGGGCGCCGGCGCAUUCCCGAGCUUCCCGCUGCCUUACUUCGCGGGUCCUGCGCCGGGAGUAGGACAUCUGGACGCGCUCCCGUACCCCACCGUGCCGCCCUACUUCCCGCACCAGCUGGACCACCUGCAGUUCUCAAAACUGAUGGCGCCGACGGCGGAUAAGUUACCGACGGCAUCUUCUGCCGCGGCCGUGGUGUCGUCUUUCUACUCGUCGCUGUACACAUCGCCGGCAGCGCCGCCUAAACCCUUCCCGUCGCCGCUGUUCCACCAGUAUGGCGCGGCGCCCGCUUCACCCGUGUCACCCGCCGGCCCACAGCACAGCCCACACGACGACCAGCUGCGGCGGCCCGUCUCCGUCAUAUAUUGAAGGCCGACCUGCCUGCCUUGAGGCGCUCUGCCUUGAGGUGCGGCAAAGACUCAGUGCUCGUGGAUGGUGAUGAACGUUUUGCGAACCUUAUUUAUUGAUUUUUAGAUUAAUCGUUAGUCGAGAAUCGUACGAAGUGCGGCCGCGAGGCGAGCGGCUUGUAAAUAAUGUCGGAAUAGACUAUAGAUGGGCCCGCUAGAUGGGUGAAUCGAUUCGUUUGCAAACUGUGAUUUUCCUUUGAAUAUUCGAUGCGUUUCUCGAAUUAGUUUAGUUGUAGAUUCCUUCGAUCAGCUAUGUGAAGUGAGAUUGCUACCAAAAAGAGAUUAUGUUCCGUUAGGUCACUGUAUUUAGCCGAGUAGUUAAGUCGUGUCGCUGUGUAUUUCUGAUUGUUUUGUUCGUGUCCUAUGUAUCGUAUGUUUUGUUAAGUUUGAUUGUUAGAUCGCGGUAGCAGAGCCUCUACUCCGAUCACGUAACUUUAUUUAUUGAUGUCCGCUGUGGACGCGUCAAAUGUAAAUUGUCUGUUACUUGUAAGUUUUCCAGCUCGUCACAAUUGUAAAUAUUAGUUAUUAAUUCGGAAUCGAUGUCAUUACCAACGAUGUAUUAUAGAAUUUGAGAUUAAAAAAUACUUUGUU
Papilio polytes (common Mormon) is the source of this 1453-nucleotide messenger RNA. Its product is annotated as SOX domain-containing protein dichaete-like. Lineage: Eukaryota; Metazoa; Arthropoda; Insecta; Lepidoptera; Papilionidae. The record is from RefSeq and is a predicted model, not a curated record. Gene Ontology annotation, biological process: anatomical structure morphogenesis; regulation of DNA-templated transcription; cell differentiation. Gene Ontology annotation, molecular function: RNA polymerase II cis-regulatory region sequence-specific DNA binding; DNA-binding transcription factor activity, RNA polymerase II-specific. The coding region runs from base 90 to 824 and encodes 244 amino acids. The transcript has a single exon.